This is a messenger RNA of Heterocephalus glaber (naked mole-rat), 1572 nucleotides long. RefSeq names its product androgen induced 1 (gene Aig1). The record is from RefSeq and is a predicted model, not a curated record. NCBI's taxonomy places the organism in Eukaryota, Metazoa, Chordata, Mammalia, Rodentia, Bathyergidae. Gene Ontology annotation, cellular component: membrane; endomembrane system.
GCUCGCGGCCGCGCGGCCCGGUGGAGCGCGCUCCCGUGCGCCCGGGUCCCACGCGCCGCCAGCCAGCCCGCCAGCGCUGCCCAGCGCCCAGGCUCCGGCGAACAUGGCGCUCGUGCCCUGCCAGGUGCUGCGCGUGGCCAUCCUGCUGUCCUACUGCUCCAUCCUGUGCAACUACAAGGCCAUCGAAAUGCCCUCGCAUCAGACCUACGGCGGGAGCUGGAAGUUCCUGACGUUCAUUGAUCUGGUUAUCCAGGCCGUCUUUUUCGGCAUUUGCGUGCUGACUGAUCUUUCCAGUCUUUUGACCAGAGGAAGUGGAAACCAAGAGCAAGAGCGGCAGCUUAAGAAGCUCAUCUCUCUCCGGGACUGGAUGUUAGCCGUGCUGGCUUUUCCUGUUGGGCUGUUCGUUGUAGCUGUGUUCUGGAUCAUCUAUGCCUAUGACAGAGAGAUGAUAUACCCGAAGUUGCUUGAUAAUUUUAUCCCAGGGUGGUUGAAUCACGGAAUGCACACCACGGUUUUGCCCUUUAUUUUAAUCGAGAUGAGGACAUCACACCAUCAGUAUCCCAGCAGGAGCAGCGGACUCACCGCCAUAUGCACCUUCUCUGUGGGCUAUAUAUUAUGGGCCCUAUUCUCAUCCAUCGUAGUCUGGCCUUUGGAGCAGGAGAGGAGCCUGGUUUACAGGACAAGAACUAAACUGCUGAGGUGCGUGUGCAGCCCACCUUCUCCAGUACUCAACCCAUCCAGCCUCAGGAUCCUCAUCUGUAAAAAGGGUGUGCUGGGUGCAUCAUGUCACCGGCAUGUGGGUGUACCCUUUCCUGGAACACAUCGGCUCCGGAGCCAGAAUCGUCUUCUUUGGGUCGACAACCAUCUUGAUGAACUUUCUGUACCUUCUGGGAGAAGUUCUGAACAACUAUAUCUGGGAUACACAGAGAAGUAUGGAAGAAGAGAAAGAGAAGCCUAAACUGGAAUGAGACCCAAGUGUAAAGGGAAGAGUGAGCUUGAGCCGCUAUUUUCUCCUCCCCUCUGGGCCUUAGCAGAAGGAGAGAAACCCUGGAGGGAAGCUGUGGCAUCAGCCACUCCCGCCUGGAGGGAGGACACCUUUUAUAUAGAAAUCUAUAGAAUACGCUGGUUUCUAAAAUCACCUGCAUUAUGCUUUGAAGAAUUAUUUCCAAAUACAUUACUGAUAGCAUCAUUUUUUUUCUUUUCUAGUUUCAUAAUUAAAUUUGAUCAUUGGAUUUUCAUUUUGGCAAUUACAAUUCCGUUUAAUCAAGGAAUAAUGAAAUUUUGUGUUUCUUGUCAAACUUGAGAACUGUGUAAAAGUCAAGUCGUUGUGAGGCCAGGCAUCGGGGUGUUUUGUCCUAAAUAUGCUGGAAUAAUGAACCUGGGCCACUCUGCAGGCCCGAGAGGGAUCAGCAUAGAUGGUUCCUAUUGCGAUAAAAGUCACAGUUGCCUCUGUGGUCAAUAUUAGUAAAAAUGGCAUCAACUUCAUCAAAACCCUGAGUGUACGUGGAUCUUCUGAUUUAAUUUUGUGAGUCUUCCCAGAUGCAAACUUUAAUAAAGACCAGACAACCUAAA